Molecule: messenger RNA, 1505 nt
Organism: Rattus norvegicus (Norway rat)
Lineage: Eukaryota; Metazoa; Chordata; Mammalia; Rodentia; Muridae
Source: RefSeq, a predicted model, not a curated record
GAUGCAAGUUACUAGAUGACUGCUUCUCGGCCUCGCCAGGAAACUAGUAAGUUCCUCUGGGAUCAAGUAGAAUUUUAUAAGAACAUAAUGGAUGGAGAGGAGAAAACCUAUGGUGGCUGUGAAGGCCCUGAUGCCAUGUAUGUGAAAUUAAUAUCUUCUGAUGGUCAUGAAUUUAUUGUAAAAAGAGAACAUGCAUUAACAUCAGGAACAAUAAAGGCCAUGUUGAGUGGUCCAGGUCAGUUUGCGGAGAAUGAAACCAAUGAGGUCAACUUUAGAGAGAUCCCUUCACAUGUGCUAUCGAAAGUGUGCAUGUAUUUUACCUACAAGGUCCGCUAUACUAACAGCUCCACUGAAAUUCCUGAAUUCCCAAUUGCACCUGAAAUUGCACUGGAACUGCUGAUGGCCGUGAACUUCUUAGAUUGUUAAAUAAGAUAAAUUAAAAUAAACUGUUAAUUUUUUUUCAGUAUUUAAUACCUGUAGUUCAGUUAGUAAUUUUUUCACAUAUAGCAUGUUGCCUGUAUGAAAUUGAACUCUAAAGUUAAUUGCUGAGCACAUUUCUUCUGUCAUUUGCAUAGCAGAGUUGAAAUUUGUUUGCUACAUCAACAAAUUAAGGAAGUUUCACAAGCCAAAAAAUAAAUAAAUAAUGCCAGUUUUAAAAAAAAAGAUUUCGUAGAAUUUAAUGAAAAUGAAGAUACAACACACCCAAACAUUUAGGACACAGUGAGAGCAGUACUAAAAGGAAAAAUAGCUCUGAGUGCCCCCAAAAGAAACAGGAGAGAGCAUACUCAGCAGCUUGACAGCACAUCUAAAAUGUCUACAGCCAAAAGAAGUAAAUACACACAAGAGGAAUAGAAGGGAAGAAAUAAUAAAACUAAGAGCUAAAAUCAUCCAAGUUUUAAAAAAAAAGGAGUACACAAAGAAUCAACAAAAGCAGGAGCUGGUUCUUCGACAAAAUCAACAAGAUAGAUAAACCCUUAGCAAGAAUACCCAGAGUGUAUCCAAAUUAACAAAAUCAGAAGGGAAAAGGGAGACAUAACAAAAAAUCUGAGGAAAUUAAAAAUAUCAACGGAUCCCACUACAAAGGCAUAUAUUCAACAAAACUGGAAAAUCUGGAGGAAAUAGACAAUUUUCUAGACAAAUACAAGGUACUAAAGUUAAAUCAAAAACAGAUAAACAUCUAAACAACACCAUAAUUCCUAAAGAAGUAGAAGCAGUUAUUAAGAGUCUCCCAACCAAAGAGAACCCAGGACUCCAUGAAUUUACUGCAGAAUUCUAUCAGGCCUUCAUAGAAGACCUCAUAUCAACACUAUCCAGAUUAGUUCCCAAAAUAGAAAUAAGCAGAGCACUACCAAAUUCCUUCUUUGAAACCACAGUUACUCUUAUAACUAAACCACACAAAAAUCCAACAAAGAAAGAGAACUUGAGACCAUUUACCCUUAUGAUUAUUGAUGUAAAAAUACUCAAUAAAAAUCUUGCAAAGUGAAUACAAGAACACAUCAAAAUAA